UAAAUUGCUUUCACCAAAGCCCAGUAAGGGGAAUUUUUAUUACAACUCUGAUUAAAAGGAGAAAGUUUUGAAGUUUUGCUUUGGUUUACAAAGUGUAGCCUUGUCAUUCUUCCUCUUCUUUGUGUACAGUGAGGCCCUUUAUCUAGCAGAGGCUUCUAAUUCCUGAAGUGAAAUCCUCUUAGGAUCUAUGCUCUAUUUCUGUUUGGUCUAUUGGGUCUUUUUUAAAAUCUCCAAUAGACCUAUCUCAUUGGCUGGAAACAACAUACGCAGGCACACAAAAAAAAAAACACACAUGGUCCAGCAACAGAUAGCUCCAACAAGUGAUCGAGAGAACAGCAGUGCAUGAUUAACUGCUGACACAAAGGGAGGACUUUAUCUGACAGCGAAAGGUAGCUGACCACAACAAUGUCUGGCCGAGUAAUUGAUUUGGAAGAGACCGCGACCCAUACAGGUCCAAAGGGGGUCAUUAAUGACUGGAGGAGGUUCAAGUUGGAAAGUAUGGACCGGGAGAAUUUGCCUCCUGCAAAAAAGGAACUUCUGAGGCAAAUGUCGUCCCCCAAUAAAUCAAAAGAUGAUUCCAGAGCUAACCUGAACCGCAAGAUGAGUGUCCAAGAGUAUGAACUACUCAAAGAGGAGGAUGAAGGAUGUCUGAAGAAAUACAGGAGACGAUGCAUGGAAGAGAUGCACAGCAAGCUCAGCUUCGGCCCCAAGUUUGAAGGUGUGCACGACCUGGACAGUGGCGAGGCCUUCCUUGAAGUCAUCGAGAAGGAGCAUCACAGCACAGUGGUGGUUGUGCAUAUUUACAAGGAUGGGGUGAAAGGAUGCGAGCAGCUCAAUAGCUGCCUGGACUGCUUGGCCACAGAGUACCCCACUGUAAAAUUCUGCAAGAUUGAUGCCGUCUCAUCCGGUGCAGCCGAGCGUUUUUCGGAUGAGUAUUUACCGACACUGCUGGUAUACAAGGCUGGGGAGCUCAUAGGGAACUUCCUGUCCUGCACGCAGCACAUGAACGAGGAGUUCUUUGCAACCGACGUUGAAGCUUUCCUCAACAGUUACGGUCUGCUCCCAGAGAAAGAGCUGGCUGGAGAUAACGAGGAGGAAGAACAUGACGUAGAAUGAAACCAGAGUUUGGCUGCUGCAGGAGAAAGAGGUUGGGUAAAGAUAUAAGUGAAGCAGUUUAUAUAUAAAAUGUCCAUGUUUUGUUGUUGUUGUUUUUUUGCUUAAGCAACUAGGAAAAUCAUAAUUUUUCCUAUAUAACACUAGCAUUGGACUGUUUCUUGAGAAUGUUUUUAUAUAUAGGUGGUGGGGAAACUUUACUAGCUUGGAAAAAGGAGUUGCUGAAUGAGAAAACACUCCAUUCCUCAUCACCACUUGAAAAGCCAAAACAAGAUAACUGACAAUGAAUACAUUGUUUUAUUAGGAAAUAUCUUCAUGUAUAUAUUAUAUACAUGUGCAUGACCAGAUUCAUUUAUAGUGGUUUUUUAGCAUUUGAUUGUAUUUAUGUGUACUCAAAACAUUUGCAUCCAUGAGCUAUACAUUUUUUAAUGUAACAUAAUACGCACAUGUACUGUAUAUUUAUUAUGUUUGUGUUGUUCUGAUAAAGACUAAAUAAAUGACACUGGAAACCUUGA
This is a messenger RNA of Xiphophorus couchianus (Monterrey platyfish), 1628 nucleotides long. RefSeq names its product phosducin b (gene pdcb). The transcript is spliced from 4 exons. NCBI's taxonomy places the organism in Eukaryota, Metazoa, Chordata, Actinopteri, Cyprinodontiformes, Poeciliidae. Gene Ontology annotation, biological process: regulation of G protein-coupled receptor signaling pathway. Gene Ontology annotation, cellular component: photoreceptor outer segment. Bases 406 to 1116 code for a protein of 236 amino acids. The record is from RefSeq and is a predicted model, not a curated record.